This is a messenger RNA of Medioppia subpectinata, 783 nucleotides long. NCBI's taxonomy places the organism in Eukaryota, Metazoa, Arthropoda, Arachnida, Sarcoptiformes, Oppiidae. The record is from the annotation of a GenBank genome assembly.
AUGGUAAAGUCGGAUAGCUCGUCUUCGGGUAUCGGCGCCGCUAUAGCCAUAAAGUUGUGGUCUUUGGGCGCAAAUGUAAUCAUCACUGGAAGGGAUGACAAACGCAUCCAAAAAGUAGUCAACAAAUGCCACGAACGGCACAAUCAGAGAGCACUCGGAGUGAGGGCUGACUUAUUGGUGGACAAAGACAUCGAGGAAUUGGUGGCGAAGACUAUCACAGAGUUCGGCAAAAUUGAUAUUCUGGUCAAUAACGCGGGCGUCGGCCCGAAAGACGGGGUUAUAGACCCAACAUCUAUGUUAUCAUACGAUACGCUUAUCAACGGUUAUGUCAGAUGUGUUCAAGUGUUGACACAAUUAGUUGUCCCAUAUCUGGAGAUAACUAACGGCAAUAUUGUUAACAUAUCGGGCGUAUCCGGACUGAAGGCUUCACAUUUUAUGCCAAUCUCAUACCAUAUGGCCAAAAGCGCAUUGGAUAUGUUCACUAAAUGCCUGGCACUGGGUUUGGGCCCGAAGGGAGUGCGGGUUAAUUGUGUCAGUCCAGCAAUUAUUCGGACCCCGAUGUAUGAAACACUAACGGGUAGUGCGGAUAAGUUAACGGCCGCCGAGACGUACUGUCGGCUCAAUUAUCCGUUGGGACGCAUCGGAGAGCCCGAAGACGUGGCCGAAGCGGUCGCCUACUUGUGCUCACCCGCGGCCUCAUUCAUAACGGGUCUCAUUUUGCCGGUCGAUGGCGGAAGCAUUUUGGCGCCCGACAAUAUCCGCUUGAUUAGCAACAACAAAUAA